Molecule: messenger RNA, 912 nt
Organism: Pieris macdunnoughi
Lineage: Eukaryota; Metazoa; Arthropoda; Insecta; Lepidoptera; Pieridae
Source: the annotation of a GenBank genome assembly
AUGGUGAUAAAAAUGUGGAGAUUGUGUUUUGUUUUAUAUCUAUUUAUUAAUAGCGGAAGAUGUAUUAGUAAGGAAGCAUUCCGAUUCAACCAUGAUACAAGUUUAUAUGGCCGUCAAGCUGAGAAGCAUCUACCGCCCUGUAGAGACUGCAGUUGUGGUGAACGAAACGAAGAGCUUCGAGUGGUUGGUGGUACCGGAAGCAGCGUGAAUGCCUUCCCCUGGAUAGCUAGAUUGUUAUACCACCAGUCCUUUGGAUGUGGGGCUUCUCUUAUCAAUGAUAGAUAUGUGGUGUCUGCCGCCCAUUGUGUUAAAGGGUUUAUGUGGUUCAUGUUUCGUGUGAAAUUCGGCGAGCACAAUCGAUGUGAGAGCAAGGCGAUGCCGGAAAUGCGUUAUAUUGUGAAGAUAAUCGCUCAUAACUUCACCCUGACCGAGCUUACGAAUGACAUCACAUUACUGCGUCUGAACAAACCUGUUGAUUACUCGUAUGCUAUCCGACCUGUCUGCAUACCGCCUAUGGAGAGUAAAACAAAAACAUAUGCUCGAGAAAUGGCAACAGUAGCUGGAUGGGGUGCGAUGGGUGAAACAGGGAACUGGUCUUGUUCUCUACUGGAAGCACAGUUACCAGUGCUCAGUGAAGAAGAAUGUUGGAGCACCAGUUAUAAUAAAUCAAAGAUUAGAGACGUGAUGCUCUGCGCUGGAUAUCCUGCCACCGCCCAUAAGGACGCCUGUACUGGUGACAGUGGUGGGCCUCUAAUAGCUGAAAACCGUGAACACACAUAUGAUUUAAUUGGUAUUGUAUCCUGGGGUUACGGGUGUGCCAGAAAGGGAUUUCCUGGAAUCUACACAAGAGUGACCAAGUUCUUGGAUUGGAUAAGAGAUAACACUGCCGAUGCUUGUUACUGUGACAAUUGA